AUGCUCGUCAACAAAGUACCACCCGAAACCCUCACCGUCCCUCCAACAGCCCACUCCCCCAACUCAACCCGUCCCGUCCUCGUUUACAGGAAUGCCUUGAUCGACAAGACACCCCAAGGAGCCGCAGAUGCCAUAGAACAGUCUGAAUGGGUGUAUGGAGGCCACUGGAAAAUAGCAGAAAAUACACUGGCAGCCGUCCCUCAUUACCACUCCGUCACCCAUGAGGCAUAUACAGUCCUCCAUGGGACGGGUACAUACCGCCUGGGGAAGUCAUCCCUCGAUCCCGAGGUUGAUGCCAAUGGUGAGGAGGUUGGUGUGGUGUUCACUGCUCGCGCGGGGGGUGUGUUUGUGUUUCCUGCUGGUGUUACACAUUGUGUCACUAGUACCUCGGACAACUAUGAGAUUAUCGGGUGGUAUUCGCUAAACGACAAAAAUUCCCGAGCUCAGCCAUGGGACUACGAGGAGGCACUUGACUCACCGGAGGAAACAAAUAGAAAACGUUUAAUUUGUGAAUCGGUGUCUACGCCAGCUCUUGAUCCCGUUUAUGGGAAAGAGGGCCAUUUACCUAUCGUCUGGAAACGAGACUGA
Molecule: messenger RNA, 588 nt
Organism: Aspergillus welwitschiae
Lineage: Eukaryota; Fungi; Ascomycota; Eurotiomycetes; Eurotiales; Aspergillaceae
Product: cupin domain-containing protein
Exons: 3
Coding region: 1-588 (195 amino acids)
Source: RefSeq, a predicted model, not a curated record